Messenger RNA from Exaiptasia diaphana, 2581 nucleotides. Its product is annotated as transmembrane 9 superfamily member 3. Gene Ontology annotation, biological process: protein localization to membrane. The transcript has 16 exons. The record is from RefSeq and is a predicted model, not a curated record. Bases 110 to 1861 code for a protein of 583 amino acids. Gene Ontology annotation, cellular component: membrane. NCBI's taxonomy places the organism in Eukaryota, Metazoa, Cnidaria, Anthozoa, Actiniaria, Aiptasiidae.
GGAAUCAAGCGGCUGCGAAGUGUCCGCCAUCUUAGAAUUCUUGARUUCAUCUCAAAAUCCGUGAAAAUCACGGACAAUUUUUAGCCAUCACGGACUUUUUACACCAUUUAUGAUGAAUAGAAGAUACCUGGCGUCUUUCUUGCUUAUUAYUCUAGCAAGUAACAGCAUAAAAGCGGACGAACACAAUCAUAUUUAUACAGAUGCUGAAGAAGUAGUUCUGUGGAUGAACACCGUGGGACCAUAUCAUAACAGACAAGAAACCUACAAUUAUUUUUCAUUACCAUUCUGUCGUGGAGACAAAAAGACUAUCAACCAUUAUCAUGAAACCCUUGGGGAGAACAUACAAGGGGUAGAGCUAGAAUUCAGUGGGCUAGAUAUAUCUUAUAAAGUAAAUGUCCCUCCAACCAAGUACUGUGAAUUGACACUUACACAGGACACAUAUGAAGCAUUGGUUUAUGCUGUAAGGAACCACUACUGGUAUCAAAUGUAUAUAGAUGAUCUUCCACUAUGGGGCAUAAUUGGAGAAAUUGGGGAGAAUGGUGAAGAAUACUACAUUUGGACACACAAGAAAAUUGAAAUUGGUUACAAUGCAAACCAGAUUGUGGAUGUGAACUURACGAGUGAAUCUAAAGUCAAACUCACACCCAAUGCCAAAAUCACAUUCACUUAUGAGGUGAAAUGGAAGGAAUCUCCAAUGGAAUACKCCAAGAGAUAUGAGAAGUAUCUUGACCCAAGUUUCUUCCAGCAUAGGAUCCACUGGUUUUCUAUCUUCAAUUCCUUCAUGAUGGUGAUAUUUCUUGUYGGUCUUGUCAGUAUGAUUCUCAUGAGAACUCUAAGGAAAGAUUAUGCACGUUACAGCAAAGAUGAUGAUCUCGAUGACAUGGAAAGAGAUCUUGGUGAUGAAUAUGGCUGGAAACAGGUUCAUGGUGAUGUAUUCAGACCAGCAUCUCACCGUUUAUUAUUCUCCAGUCUUAUUGGUACUGGUUAUCACUUGGCAUCUGUCACUUUUUUAGUUGUAAUGUUUACUAUUAUGGGUGACCUGUAUACUGGACGUGGCUCCAUUCUCAGUGCUACAAUCUUUGUGUAUGCUGCCUGCGCACCAAUGAAUGGAUUUUUUGGUGGAAGUUUAUACUCACGGCAAGGAGGGAGACAAUGGAUAAAACAGAUGGUACUUGGGGCACUGUURUUCCCAUUUUUAGUGUGUACCACAGCAUUCAUGAUUAACUUUAUUGCCAUCUACUAUCAUGCAUCAAGGGCUAUUCCUUUUGGCACCAUGGUUGCCCUUGUAUGCAUUGUAACGUUUGUCAUUUUACCAUUAAACCUGGUUGGUACUGUAUUGGGAAGAAAUGUAUCAGGACAGCCCAAUGCACCAUGCAGGGUYAACACAGUACCAAGGCCCAUUCCUGAGAAAAAAUGGUUUAUGGAGCCAGCCAUGAUUGUUUGUUUGGGAGGCAUUCUACCUUUUGGGUCCAUAUUUAUUGAAAUGUAUUUCAUUUUCACAUCUUUCUGGGCCUACAAGAUCUACUAUGUGUUUGGGUUCAUGUUCUUAGUUUUUCUUAUUCUUAUUGCUGUUACUAUUUGCGUUACCAUUGUGUGCACGUACUUCUUGCUCAAUGCUGAAGACUACAGAUGGCAAUGGACAGCAUUCCUUUCAGCAGCAUCCACAUCAGGAUAUGUUUACAUGUACUCCUUUUACUAUUUCUUCUUCAAAACAAAAAUGUAUGGACUUUUCCAAACAAUGUUCUAUUUUGGCUACAUGGCCCUGUUCAGCAUUGGACUUGGAAUAAUGUGUGGGACAAUGGGUUACSUUGGUGCAAGUAUGUUCGUCAGGAAAAUCUACUCCACUGUUAAGAUCGACUAAAUGACCAAGUGUCCCUCUAUAGAACAAGCUAAUGUAUUGUUUUUCAAAUUCAUUGACAUCCUGAAGAGAAAGAGAACUUUUCAUCAAAUAUUCACAGCGGGUAAGCUGCCAAGAAUGCAGUCCCGUUGGGAACUUCACAAUAGACUACAAGUGUACAUGGUUAUAAUAGCAAAACUAUACAAAAAGGACAGUGUACAAUCAGAAACUCGUUAAGGGUUUGAAACUUAGAACGCACAAUGCAUUCUCUGGAAUAUUCACGCAGGUUAUGACCAUAUUUGGCACUCUAAGCACGAUACAAAAUGGCCGCCUGUCAAAAUGGCGGAUUUUUAGGGCGACUAUUUCGAUUGCACUAAAUAAACGUAUAUAAUGUUAAAUAAAUAAAUAAAUAAAUAAAUAUUUGAAAAUUUACUAUCUACAGUACUCAUGAUUUUGUGCUCAGUAUGUGUUUGUCGAAAGUUUUGCUUUCAGUGUUUUGAAAGCAAAGUAGAUUAUUUAUUUGACGGAAAGUGAAUUCAUCAAGAAAGUCGGAUAUUCCAGAGAAUGCGUGGGACAAAUGUACAGCAGUUAUGCGUUUCAAACCUCGUUUCUGGUAUAAUAGAAUAGUGAACGCUAAAAUAGAUCGUAAAACUGUCUAAUGUAUGUAAUGAUUAAUAUUUUGUAUAAAUGUAUCAGUUUUGCAAUAUACACAAUAAAAGGCUUUUAAUUCUAUGUUUAAUUGAA